ACCUUUGUUUAAUUCGAGUUGAAAUGGCUUCUUUCUUUAGCUUGAAGGCCUUGGCAUGCCUGGCUCUUGCACUCACUCUAACUGUGCAAGGCACCCUAGGAGAAGGAACCAUAAAGUGUGAGAAACUGGAGAAGGACAAGUGUGCCUUCGCGGUAUCAUCAGCAGGGAAAAGGUGUGUUCUUGAGAAGAGCGUGAGGAGGAGUGGAGAGGAGGUUUACAGUUGCCGGACGUCGGAGAUAGAGGCGGAGAAUGUGAAGGAUUUGAUCGAAACAGACCAGUGCAUCGAGGCUUGUGGUCUGGACCGUAACUCUCUGGGGAUAUCCUCUGAUUCCCUCCUUGAGUCUCGCUUCACCCACAAACUCUGCUCUUCUUGUUGCUACCACAACUGCCCCAACAUUGUUGACCUCUUCUUUAAUCUAGCCGCUGGUGAAGGUAUAUUUCUUCCCAAAUUAUGUGAAGCACAAGGAGCAAACGCACGAAGAGCAUUGUCUGAGAUGAAAAGCUCUGGUUUCGUCGCACCAGCUCCAAAAUCCGACAGUUUCCCCAUGAAAUCCGUUGUUGCACCAGCAAUGUCUCCCAUGUAAACU
Telopea speciosissima is the source of this 587-nucleotide messenger RNA. RefSeq lists its product as uncharacterized. Lineage: Eukaryota; Viridiplantae; Streptophyta; Magnoliopsida; Proteales; Proteaceae. The coding region runs from base 24 to 584 and encodes 186 amino acids. The transcript has 3 exons. The record is from RefSeq and is a predicted model, not a curated record.